CAGAGUUUAAACGUUUACAGUCUCAAUACUGCACAGAUCCAACACAUCUUAGUAUUAAAAAUGAAUCCAGUUCCUGAUUCAGCCAUCUCCAGUCCAGCACUGGAAGAGAAAGAACAGAGUACUUUGGAGAACAUCUCAGCAAUGGAGCAAAUUCUAACACCAAACCAUGCCGGGAAUAAACCGACCAGAGAGCUUUCUGGUGAAGGUCCAGAUGUAGGAUUAUCCGAUCUGAGAUCUUCUCCUGGGAUUACAGGAAAAAGUGUCCUAGAUUUAGUAGAACCCGAAUUGACCACAGCAGAUCCCACGACCAGUGUGGAACCCAAAGAUCCAGGUGCUACUUCAUUAGAUAUAGAUGAAGAUCCAGCAAUUUCACUGGAGCAUCCAGAGGAACCUGCGUCAACACCAUCAAGACCUUGUGAACCUACUCAUCCGUCCACCUUUUCCGGUAUGGAAGGACCAGAGGACCAGCAUCUGAACCCACCACAAACUGAUAAGUUUCCGAAGAUACAGCUAUGUGAAGAUUCCUUCAAAAGCUUGAAAACAUCUCAAAAGACUUCUGAAAAUCCAGUCCAACCUAAUGUGCAGUCCAAGCUCUCCAAGUGGCUGCAGAGAAACGAUCUAGAACCUGUCAGUGAAGAAAAACUCCACGAACGCCAAGAGAAAUAUGAUCCAGAACCUUCUAGUACAGACAUCUUUCUUGACUGGCUGAAGAAAAACGAUCUAAAACCCGAGGAGCUGAUUUCAUUCCAUGAACCGCUCCAUGAAGCAUCUCUACAAGUUCCUGAACAUCCUGCCCAACCUCAGUUACCGUCUGUGCUCUCCGAAUGGCUGGAAGAAAAUAAUCUAGUACUUAUUUGUGAAGAUGUUCCCCCUGUUUCAGAGUCUUCUGGUGAAGAUGGUGCACUUUUUAAAUGGUUGGAGAAAACUGAUCUCAAACCUGCUAGUGAAGAUGUUCCUUCUGUUCCAGAACCUGGUGGAAGAUACGCAGAUAAUCUAGAACCUUCUGGUGAAGAUGCACUUUUUGAAUGGCUGGAGAAAAUUGAUUUAGAUCCUGCUAGUGAACAUAGUCUAGCUGAAUGGUUGAAGAGACAUGAUCUAGAACUUGCUGGUGAAGGCAUUGUAUCUAGCAGGCUGGAAAAGAGUCAUCUAGAACCUUCUAGAGAAGAUGAUGGAUCUAAAUGGUUAAAGAGAAAUGAUCCCAAACCUAAUUGUAAAGAAGAUGGAGUUCAAUGUUCUCCACUUUAUAGUUUUGAAACCACAAUGCUAUCAGGACAGAAUCCACAGUUUGGAGCUGUGGUGGUUCCUCAGCUGGUAUCUACAUCAACUCAAACUCCAUUGGUGGGAAGCAAUCAGGGAUCUCAGAUGGCCAAGAACCAGAACCUGAAUCCUCAACCAGCCUGCCAGUUUUCGCCUGGUCCACUGAGGUAUCUGCAUCUCAAUGCCCAUCAUGAGCCAAGUUUCCUCAUGUCAAACCAUUUGAAGAACUUUCCACCAGCUCUAGAUCCAAACCUCCAACCAAUCCUCCACCCCAAACCUCUCCUGCCACCUCCACCUCCUUUUAUUCCCCACGCCAGAUUCUACCCAGCAUUCCAGCAUCACACAUCUCCUCAGGGGCCCCAGAUACACCUUCACUCCAUCCCGACUCCGUCGAUGUUCAGUAGCUCCUGCCCGUCUCCACUCCACCUCGACCUGCACACUCAGCAGGCAAACAGAAACUACAGGCUGUGGCAGAUGUACUGCAGGCUGGCGAGGUUCUUCUGCUCCAGCAGUCCAGAUCUGGAGGCCUUGGCUUGCUUCUUAAUACCGGUGGUCCAGUCCCUCACGUCACAAUCGCUGAACCUCCCGUUCUGCACGGCGGUGAGAGUCGCCGUGUCGGAGUGGAAGACGUGUUCCAACUCGGAUCGUAUGGAUUAUUACCACAUGGCUCAGACGUUCUUAGACUUUGAAAAGAUGGAAUUGAGACUCAUGGGGGUGGACGAAGAGUCUGAUGGUGUCCAGCAGCUCGUAUCCGAAAGACAAACAAAACAAAAGGCAGGCGAUUCAGGUGCAGAUACCAGAGCACAGAAGCCUGAUGAAGCAGAACUACUGAAGUACAGAGAGAUCCUGAAAGAAUUUGAAGCAGAAGUUAAAGAAUGGUCUGAAAAAGCUCAAGGAGCAGACGUGUUGGUUAACGAGGUGAAUCUGGAGACGGAUGGAGGAACAUUUGCACAGUAUCUUAACGAGCUUUGCAGCCAGGAGUUCAUAACCAAGCAGGUCGAGGAUGAAAUAGACAUGGCAUUUCUAUGCUCCCUACUAUCAGAUCCCAGUACCACUGACCUUCUGAUGCAGCCACCGGCUCCUGACAGUACAUGGGAUGUACCUGCUGCUGUGGCUGCCGUCACUUCAAAUCCACUAGCACCUGAUCCACCACCACAAACCUGCGACGGACUCCAGGCCAGACCUAGUCAGCCUGCUCGUCCACUUGUUUCCAACUUUAAUGUUCCCGACUUCGGAAGACCAUCAACAAGCGUCUCAAAGGAUGAACCACGUGAGCUACGAAAGCCCACGUACGGAGGAACUCUACUGUCAAGUCCACAGAGUCUCCUGCCUUAUCACUUAUCGCCCCGGAUUCCUACACUGUCGCCUGGCCUUCAGGUGGUUCCACUCUACCUCAGUGAUCCUCAAGGGUUCUGGAUGGGUUCUUUCAUUAAUCCUGUCCUACUUCAACAUAUCCCCCAUGGUGCCUUUCAAGCCAGCCUGACUCCUCAGGAUGCUCACCUUGCUGGAGAAAGCAGUCAACAAACACAAACUCCCGAAUCACAAGCUACGGGAGCAAAACCUGACAACCUUAAUUCCGAGCGUGUGAUGCCUUAUCAAUCCUGCCAGUCCAGGUUGACUGAGCCACAGUCGACCCCCAAUAACUCUAAAAACACUGACAGGGUGGCUCAGACAAGAAGAAGAAAGAUGAAGCCCAAAAAAUUAUUUGUUUCUCCAACAGAUGGCUCCGAGACCACGGUAGUCGACGCCAAAGCAAAGCCUGGUAAAAAGAAAAAGCAAAGCAAGAGGGCGGUUGGCGUACGAGAAACCCUUGGGCCGACAGAGGAAGAAGCGGCCAUUUGUCAAAUUCUGAAACUGCUCUCCGACCCCUCGUACUUUGCUCAAGACUCCCCUACAUCUAAAGAGCCUCAAGGAAUCCUCAGUCCUCUUUACAACAACGAGACGUCAACUGAGAACGUAGAGACUAGUUCCAUUGAAGCCAACGUCGAGGAAGGUGCAGACCACCUAACGAACUCCUCCGUCAGUCCAACUAGUUUGGCCGUACGGUCAAUUCAGGCGCUAAUGAUCUCCACGUCACCAAAGAAAUCACCAAAGAGUCAUAGUCCUGGUGAACUCCCUUACUCCCUUUGGAAGUCUCGAUCAGGUCAGCCUUGUGAGGACGCUAAAGUGGCCGACAGAGCCCAGAUCACGACCCGCUGCUCCGGCACAGAAUCCGGUGACUUCAAAGUGUCGUCUACUUACUUUCAGUCAGCAAAUCCAAGUAAGGACAGAACCAGAUCACUUCACAAAGUGAUUCUCAAAGCAACUCGGUCCCAGGCUGUCCAUGUUGAGGAGCCAAGUGACGUCACGAAGGCAAUACAUAAAAAUAAGCCAAAUCUAGCUGAGGAAACAUCCCAACUAGUGGUGACUCCAAAGACUUGUGUUUUUAACAAGGUGCCUCAAGGCCAGUCCAUCCUCGGACGAGAGUCAGGUCAGAGUCAUGCAGUUACUGGUUCCAGUCCACAAGUCGACGAUCCAGAGCGCAUCUCUGUUCCAAUGAGAGAAUCCUGUCCAGAUUUGGUUGCAGCCUUCGUAACCACGGUGGUAGAUCCUUCAAAGGUUUCCUUCCAUGGAGCACGUCAACGUCGGACCGUCCUCUGCACAGAGACACAGGAGCUAUCCAACAGUCCAGCCCAGAAAGCUCCAACUGUCGAUAUUCCACAAGUUGAAUCCAGUACACACGAGGUUCUGGUUCCAACAGAAGAAACCAAAAACCCAAGUGUGUUUACUAAAGAUGCAGAUGACAAGUCAAGUGAUCAGUCAACUGUCCCCUUAGCAAAAGCAUCUUAUAGGCAAGAAAAGUCAUGGGCCCAGAAGUUACGGAAUGUUCCUAAAGACUCUAGAGAAGGUCUGAUGUCUCAAUCAGUGAAAGUAGAAAGCUCUGGAGCUAAGAAACAUCAGGAUGGAUCCCAGAGAUCAGAUGGAGCGAGCAAACAAGAACCAAAUAAUGAUUGUAAAGUCUUAAUGAUGGACACAAGAAGGACCAGAAGAAGCCUACAAUCAGGUCCACCUAAACAUGCAAACCUUGUUUCAGCAAAACCCAAGAAAAACAGGACAAACCAGGAGAACCUAAAGAUUCUGGUUACCUCCUCAAACAGCAGCUCCAAUAUAAAUGUGUGCAGAAGAAUAACAAGAAGCUUUAAAACAUUAGUGGGAAACCAAGAUGUUGGAGGAGAAACCACAACGUCCAGCAGUGAGGGAACCAAAAAAGUGCAUUUUAAGAGUGAAGGGUCAGAAAAAACCCUCAGCAUUAAUACACGCCCAAGCAGGAAGGUAAAAGGAAGCUGUGGUCCAUCAGUGGCUAACGUACCAGGUGAAAACGUCACUCCAGUAAAGAAGGAAUUAAGCUCAGAUCAGCCAGGAGGAAACGAUGGAGGAAGAACUUUGAGAAGCAGCAGCGUGAGGACGGGAUCCGUCUCACUGCAGUUACGUGAAAUUACUCACGAGACCAGAAAUAAAGAACAGAGACGCCAAACGAGAAGCUCCACGCUAGCACAGCAGCUCCGGGUGGAUCAGGAGAAGGAAGAAACAGAGCCGGGCAGGCUGAGCAGAUACGAGAACCACCCCAAAAACACUCCAGAGGAACCCAACGUGGUGGAUGAGAAGGUCAGAGAUGCUGGAGGUGGAGUCAUGACCAGAAGCAGAAGAAUGAAACAGGAGCAGCUGGAGAGGAAGCAGAAACGAGCAGCGCAGGUCUGAAGCUUCAUCAGCACGGCGAGUAAUGAACGAUACGCUGAAGGAUCUCGCUCGCUUCAGCACAUCGAGAAAUAAAACAUGCACUGGAACCCAGACAGUGUCACAGAUACACGGACGCGAAACACACAGAAAACAUCCGACAGAAAAAUAAAUACAACAAAGUCACGCCAGGAAGGUCAAAGAUGCACCAACCAGACGAGAGCAAGAAGAGAUCCAUCGUUCAGUAAAUCCACCGUCUGGUCCUUUAAACCAGAAGAAUAAAUACAAUUAAUUAAUUAA
Molecule: messenger RNA, 5271 nt
Organism: Trichomycterus rosablanca
Lineage: Eukaryota; Metazoa; Chordata; Actinopteri; Siluriformes; Trichomycteridae
Exons: 7
Coding region: 61-4995 (1644 amino acids)
Source: RefSeq, a predicted model, not a curated record